Molecule: messenger RNA, 438 nt
Organism: Babesia microti strain RI
Lineage: Eukaryota; Apicomplexa; Aconoidasida; Piroplasmida; Babesiidae
Product: calmodulin-like protein
Exons: 5
Coding region: 1-438 (145 amino acids)
Source: RefSeq, a predicted model, not a curated record
AUGUUUAAAUUAUCAAAACCUAGAUGCGAGGAACUUUCUAUGUGCUUCCGUCGAUACGACCAGCAAAAUACGGGUUUACUCACUUACGAUUCACUAACAAAUCUUUUGUAUAAUAUUGGAAUACAUCUUUCACAUACUGAAAAACGAGUACUAAAACAAGAGUACGAGGAGAGAGGCGAGUUUACCCUUGGGGACCUUCUAACUUUGGGCGAAACUUUCUACAAUAACCAAGGCAUGAAAACACAGAUCGAAAAUUCACUGGCACUCAUUUGUGAUGGUAAAACAAUAGAAACUAAGUGCUUAUUCGACACCCUUCUCAAAUUGGGCACGAAGAUAAAGCUGGAGGAGGAGUUGCUUCGUAUAUUCCUUUGGAAUUAUUGCCAGGCAGGGGAAGAGAUUGAUAUUGAAACUUUUGUGUCAAGAGUAUUAAGGGAAUGA